Colossoma macropomum (tambaqui) is the source of this 1929-nucleotide messenger RNA. It is a transcript of the gene mettl8, whose product is annotated as methyltransferase like 8. Lineage: Eukaryota; Metazoa; Chordata; Actinopteri; Characiformes; Serrasalmidae. The transcript is spliced from 10 exons. The coding region runs from base 124 to 1239 and encodes 371 amino acids. The record is from RefSeq and is a predicted model, not a curated record. Gene Ontology annotation, molecular function: tRNA (cytidine-N3)-methyltransferase activity.
CGCUAGGGGGCGCAGGACAGAAGACUGAUCCAAACACACGGAGGAUGAUGUUGACACCAUUGAUGGGAUUUAGACUGGCUAGCAAAGUCCAUCCAGCUCUCCUGAUCAAAUGAAAGAGGCAAAAUGAGAGGACUGUGGAAGUUGACAGUGACUGCUGUAGCCCGCGGUGUUAGACACAUUCCCUUCAGACUCCACAGUGGACGGCCUCCUGCACCGCUAGGAGCCAGAAUUCUAACCAACCCCGACGACAUCUUCCAGCAUAACAUGUGGGAUCAUGUUCAGUGGUCACCGGAAGAGUUUGAAGAAGCCAGACAAAAAGCAGAAGAAAACUCCAGAGAACGGAUUCCAAUAGAAGAGCAAGUUAGGUAUGACAGAGACGCUAACAUGUAUUGGAACGGAUUUUAUGAGAUGCACCAGAACAAGUUCUUCAAAAAUCGGCAGUGGCUUUUCUCUGAGUUCCCUGAGCUCUUGCCCCAGGGCUGUGAGGCAGACCAUACCUCAUGGGGGCAGGAGAGUGGGGUGACUGACCUGAACAGCCAAGGAGGCUGUCACAAAGACUUACUCAUUGACCUUCCUGUACUUGGACAACAGCAGCAGCACAGCAGUUCCAAUUCUGCAGUAAAAUCUCACAAUAGUGUUGCUUUCCCUGGACAACAUGCUUCCUUCAGGAUACUCGAGGUGGGCUGUGGUGCCGGCAACAGUGUGUUCCCCAUCAUCAACACCAUCAGGGAGAGUAAUGCAUUCCUGUACUGCUUUGAUUUUUCUUCUCGAGCGAUUCAGCUUGUGAAGGAGCAUCCAGACUACGACCCCGCAGUAUGCCAUGCAUUUGUGCAGGACGUGUGUGAUGACGCACCCCUUUUUCCUUUUCCUUUUGAGAGUCUGGACGUUAUUCUAGUGGUUUUCGUGCUGUCUUCCAUCCAUCCUAAAAGGAUGCAAGGAGUGCUGAAUCAUCUGGCUGGCUAUCUGAAGCAUGGGGGAAUCAUCCUGUUCAGAGACUAUGGCAGAUAUGAUUUGUCACAGCUACGAUUCAAAAUAGGUCAGUGUUUGUCAGAAAAUUUCUACACACGACAAGACGGAACCUGUGUAUAUUUCUUUACUAAAGACGAGGUCCAUCAGUUGUUCACUAAUGCGGGCUUGGAAGAGCUUCAGAACCUGGAGGACAGGAGGCUACAGGUGAACCGAGGAAAAAAAAUAGUGAUGCACAGAGUUUGGAUGCAGAGCAAGUAUCGGAAACCUUGAAACAUGCUGACAACAUGGCCUCUGUAGAGCAUGGACCACCCAACGUUCACAAAAAGAGGACCACCGUGAUGACUUUAAUGAAACAUGCCAUUUGCAGUACAGAAGAAAAUGUCUAUGAUGACAGUAUUGACAUCUCCCGUAGCUUCCUCUGUAAUUCCUUGAUGUCUCCUGAUGGGUGUUGUAAGAGUUGACAUUAACAGAAAAGCCUUUCAUAAGAUGGUACUUCUAAAAGUCAAAGAAAUGAAGAUAUCAAAAUGGGAUCUUUUAAUAAAUAGUUUUUUUUUGUAAAACCUAUUCUGAUUAUUACUUUUUUGUCUUAUGUGAAUGAAGAUAAUAAUAAAAAUAAUAAAAAAUAGUAAAAGAUAGUAUAGACCAGUAAAUGUUGAGCACCAACAUUGUAAUGAGGUACAGAUGAUGCUUUAUAAUGAGGGUACAUGUCUGUGUAGCCUCUAAACUUUAAUGACAUGCUGUUACGUUUUACUUUCUGGAGGAUACAGAGCAACAAUGUAUUUAACUAGUGGAAUUAUUAAUUUAUUACCUGUUAACCAGUGAAGUGUUUAUACUAAAACUUCAGACCCCAGCCCACAUAACUCUAAAGUGUUUACAGAAGCUUUUGCUAGGAAGCUGCAUAAAUAUGAGUUGAUUAGUUAUUGAACGCUCUUAUUUUUUUUGCAUUAAGCCACACAGUUC